CCCUCGUUUCCCCACUCUUGGGUCUCGAUCUCAUCGUCGACAGACUGCCAGAAGGAUGAAUCUGCUGGACCCGUCUGCGUUGCUCGACCAGCUCCCUCGCCUCUUGGAGGCACAGGCACAGGGGCAGGACCCUGCGUCAGAAGCAACACCAGCAGGACAAGCGCAGCUGCGAACGCCCGCCGAUGCUCUCGUCGCCCUGGCGCAUACAAUCCUGACGAAGCUGAGCUUCCGCCUCGUCUCUCUCUCCGACUCGUCCUCGUCCGACGCCACGCUCCCAUCCGGCAAUGUGCUUCCCGCCGGCCGCUGGAACAGCUCCCAGGGUACCUACACGCUCCACUACACCCACGACCAGUCCUCGCUCCACUUUCUCCUAAAGGCCCUGACACUGGGUCCCCGCAUCAUCUUCCAUGCCACCGCCCUCGAGUCGAACCGGACCGAGUCAUACGAGGUCGAGCUCGAUCGAUUUACCAGCAAGUCCUUCUUUCCCUGGCCUCAUGGCUCUGCCGCUGCUUCGUCCUCUUCGUCUGUGGGCGCUGGGGACUCGGCAGAGCCGCUCGUCAAUGGCUUCGUCUCGUCGUCGAGAAUCGCCGACUUCGUGCUGGGCUUCCAGGCUAAGAUCAUCCAAAAGCUCGUCCCCGGUCUGAGGAAGGAAGGCUACGAAGAAUUACCCGAGGAAGAGGCAUCGGCCUCCUCCUCUUCCUCGUCGGCCAGACCGCCGCCCGGACAGCAGCCUCGCCAGCCUCGGUUCGAGCCCCCAGACGUCGACGUGGACGGAACGCAGGGUUUCCCUCAGCCGGGCCGGAACCCACUCAUCAUUGGCGACCGCGACCUCGAUCCCCUCGGUGGCAUUGGAGGCAGGGGCCCCUUCAGCCCGCCUCCCCUAUUCGGUGGCGGCGUCGGAGGACUGGGCGGCGACGAUGGGGGAGGGAUGAUAGUCGGGCCAAACCACCCGAUGUUCCGCGACCGCUUCCAGAACCCGUCUCAUGGCGGCCUCGGAGGUGGAGGAAUGGUGCCCCCUGGAGCCAGAUUCGACCCCGUGGGGCCAUUCGGCCAGGGGCCGAUGGGCCCCGGCGCCUUCAGAGGCGGCCGCGGUGGUGCGAGAGGUGGCGGUCCGGGUGGACGUGGCAGGGGCACCGGCGAGCCAGACUGGGACGACAUGCCACCACCAGGAGGCAGUGAUUACGACAACAUGUUCAUGUAAGACAACAGUCGCGAGAGAAAUGCGAUUCAUGAGUGAAAAGUGAUGGGGAGCGCGAGGAAAUGAGUUAUCGGUACAUGUCACACGAUUUCCCUUUUUGUGGGGGUGAGAUAAACAGAAAGAAGUAGGGAGUAGCAAUUCUACUUGUCGGC
Messenger RNA from Acaromyces ingoldii, 1350 nucleotides. RefSeq lists its product as hypothetical. The coding region runs from base 56 to 1201 and encodes 381 amino acids. The transcript has 2 exons. The record is from RefSeq and is a predicted model, not a curated record. Gene Ontology annotation, biological process: proteasome-mediated ubiquitin-dependent protein catabolic process. Gene Ontology annotation, molecular function: proteasome binding; endopeptidase inhibitor activity. NCBI's taxonomy places the organism in Eukaryota, Fungi, Basidiomycota, Exobasidiomycetes, Exobasidiales, Cryptobasidiaceae.